Molecule: messenger RNA, 3109 nt
Organism: Lytechinus variegatus (green sea urchin)
Lineage: Eukaryota; Metazoa; Echinodermata; Echinoidea; Temnopleuroida; Toxopneustidae
Exons: 4
Coding region: 3-470 (155 amino acids)
Biological process (GO): negative regulation of translational initiation
Cellular component (GO): cytoplasm
Molecular function (GO): mRNA regulatory element binding translation repressor activity
Source: RefSeq, a predicted model, not a curated record
AUAUGUCUGUAGAUUUAGCAGUAGCAUCUGAUCCUCAGAACAAAGCAAAGGAUGAUAAUCCCUACGCAGAUUACAUGUGGAUGGGAGAGGAGGAACAAGAAUUUGAACAGGAUGUUUUAGCUCAGCUAGAGGAAGAGGACUAUUUAGAGUACUGUUUCCAGGAUAUGAUGGAAGAGGAAGCUUUAGGUCUGUUCAUUCCCCCACCAACCAUCCUACCCUCAUCAUCGACAUCUACCGGUACAACGACCACUAUGCCCCUCAUUGAGAACCUCACAAUCAACAAUGCCAAUGGUGGAGAGAAUGGUCACCAUGGCAACGGGGAUGUGAUCCUCCAACCUGCCAGUAAUGUUGGUGCUGGAGGUGAUGCUAACUAUGAGUCGGCGUGGCAGAGCUCAGAAGAUGAAGUGUCAGGAGACAAACAUGAUAAUCUAACGGAUUCCGAUUCCUCAGAAGGCUGCCCCCAGAGAUAAAGCAAGGUCUAAGAAGUUCACCAACUCCCAACUGAGACUACGUGCAUUCCUGUCAUUCACAAAAAAAAUGUAAAAUGUCGGUAACCAUAUAUAUGUGUAUAAAGUAUGGAUGUUUAUCUUUUGUUCAAAACCUAUGUUGAAGCAGUGGUAUAUUAUCCUUAUUCCAUGUUGAAAAUUAACUGACAACUGUUCUCACAUAUGCAUUGCUUGGUUUUUUUUUCAUUUCAGACCAAAUUGUUGGCACUGGCAUGGGCCAGAUUAUGUAUUCACUGUAAUAAGGAUGAAACAAAACAGUAUUUUUUUUAAUGGAAAGAGUACUGAUUUUGUAUUCAAGUAUAUUAUAUAUAUAUUUUAAAAAUACUUUUAAUACCAAUGCAUUUGUGAUAUACAUGUACAUGGUUGUUUGAAGCAAAAUUUUAGAGUUGACUUUGAACAUGAAAUUUUUAUCGCCUGACCCUCAUACCAUUCGAGGAUUGUUCAUUGUACAGAAUUUCUGACCUCUAAAAGAGGUACACUAAAGAAAAAAAAUCUAAACUUGAUUAGAUCUUAUAGAUUUAACUAUUCAUAUGAAAAUCUUAAAAUGACAUUACAUUUCAAAUGUUAGAUGAAUAAAAUCAAAUUAUGGAUAGAGGGUUAGAGCGCAGAAUUUCUCAAUUUUCUUGCAUAAUUUAUCUGCCUCUAACGUUACAAUGUCAUCCAGCCAUUAGGCCGCCAUAUUUUAAGUUACCAACUUGUCCUGAGAUGGGGCUAUAGCUCACUGUCAUCAGCAGGGGCGAGGGGUUAGGUUUUAAACAAAUUUUGUGUCCUACAUCAAACAGUCAAACAGGACAAUGUAAAAAUGGAAAAUAUCUUAAUAUCUCAUUCUUAGCAGGGCCUGAACAAUCGUUAAAGUGAAAUUCAAUUUUAUACUUUUACGGUAAGUACUGUCACCUUGAUCAAAAGUGAGAAUAAUUUCAGAAUGAUAUUUUUUUCUAAUUAAUUUGGAUCUACAGUUGUUGCAUUGAACUCUUCUCUGAACAGAAUCAAGAAUGUGUGCUAUGAUACACCGAGGGUUUCAUUUGCGUCAGUGCUUUUGUUCAUUGCGAUAGUUGACCUAAAUAUGUGCCAUAGUAUUUUUCAUGAAAUUGAAGUCAACUCUGCAUGUAAUGAAUAUGUUUUGACCAAAAAAGUUUCUUCAUUUACCACGAUGCUUUCAGUCAAAACAUAUUAUUGGGGUACGUGUACAGUGUACAGUGCAUAUUGUAAAUAUUGGACUUUUCCAGUGUCAAAAGGCAGAAGAAUAAGAUAUAAUUUAUUUUUACUGUAUAUUAUUUUUAUGUGUAGUAGGUUCAUGUUUUGCUGAAAUUUUGUGAACACUUCCGAGUUGAACAACUUCCGAUAAUCUAAGCCUUUAUUUGUGCUUGUGUAGAUGACUGUCUGGUCAUGAUGAGAUGGUCGAGAAUUAAAUGAUUUUUCGACUUAAAAUGGCAGAUAUAGCUUUGUGUAUUAUUCGUUGACCAAACUGCAAUAUAUUGUUUGUGUGGCACACUGCACUAUAAAUCAAUGGUGUAUCCUGGUUAGACCAUGAAAAUUGCACCCCUCUCAAAUAUCCAAUUCUUUUGCUGGGUGGAGGAAGGAGGGCGGCAAAGUCUGAAAUUGUACCCCUAUAAAUUCAUGAUUGGUGGUCACAGGGGGGGGGGCAAAUCUGAAAUAAUGUUCUUGCCAUUCUCAACUUUUCAUGAAGUUUGGCUUAAGAUGUGCAAAACUCUUUUUCUUUCUGCAUUUGUCAGAUAUUGAGUUGCCAUGGUAACCAUAUUAUGGCAAAAAAUCCUGGAAAACUUGUAGAUCAAACUCCUCCCCAAUGAAAGUUUGCACAAAUCUUCAUCUUGGGUGAAGACAUGCAAGAGCCAUUUUCUAAAUAUGUUGGAAACUGGAUUACCAUGGACGGCAAAGGGCAGUUGUUUUAAUCACCUUCAAUGAAAUUUUGAUUCAUUCCCUUGUAGUGAUGAUAAAUGGGAAAAAAAUCACUUAGAUAUUAAAAAAAAGAAAAUCUGUGAUACUGACAGAAAAUAAAAUCCAUAUUUUAUUGUUCAAAAUAGACAUCAGAAAUGAAAUACUCCCAAAGUUUGUUUCGUCCAAUUGUGGGCCUGGCGGCUGCUGUGCAGGGCCAGAUUGACGAGGCUUUAUCCCUUUAAUUGUUGAAUGCCAAACAGGGUAGCAGCAACUCCCAUCUUUUAACGUCUUUUGGUCUGACGUGGCCAGAGUUUGAACUCCCGACCUUCCCAUCUGGUUAUGAGACGGAUGCUUUAUCAACUGAGCCAACACGCAGGUCUAUCACAUAAAAGCGAUUGCAUGUGAGAAAUAUAUGACCAGGGUAAUAAUGGUUACAAUGUAAAAUGCUUAGAAAUAUUUUAGCAUUGGGCAAUGUAUAAAUGUAACAAUUACAUAUACAUUUAUAGUUUAUUUAUAGUUCCAGUGCGAAGCGAUCAUAGUUGCAUGUUCACCUCAACAGUUGCCCAUUUGCAUUCCUGGUUUGCGGAAAGGGAGUUUAAAGCAUAAUAUAUAUCAAUAAAGCAUUCCAUGUAGUAUCUAUGAUGUUGGCCUAGUAUCAAGUGGUGUAGGAUGACCAUGGUAGUUAUGGGUGAUAUUUCAAUAUUAUA